AUGGAAAAUGGUCAAGCCUUGCCACUGCCCAUCCUCUGUCAAAUAUUAGAGCUGCCUCCAGAAGCUGUCAAUUUGGUAGAAACCAUGAAAGACUGCAGCAGUCCAGAUUUUAUCGACAUGGCACAUACAGUUCGAGAGAUUGGGAAAAUGGACAAUGGGGAUGCCGAAUUUGCCAGCUUUUUGAAAUUUAUGGACGCGUUGUCGGAACAAGAAGUGGUCAAAUUAUUGGCUGAAGAACAACAGCAACAGCAAGGUCUACAAUCGCAAGUCCAACAGCAGCAGCAGCCACAGGCACAGCCACAGCCACAGCAAGUCCAACAACAACAACAGCUGCAACAAAAAUCGAAUGACACAACACGUAUAAAUCAACGAGUCCAACAACAGCAACAACAGCAACAACAACUCCAACUCCAACAGCAAGCGGUACAAAAACAACAACAAUUGAAUUUGACAAGUAUAAAUCAACAAAGUUCUUCUUCCAUGACAAUGAACAACAUGAGAAUGAUGACGAUGAUGAACAAUGCUUCUGCGCAGCAGCAACAACAACAACAGCAACAGCAGCAAAACACACAGCAACAGCAACAAGAACAACAAGAACCAUUGAAUGCGACAGGAGACCUCUUCUUCAAUGGUAGAGGGAUCUUCGAUGUUUAG
Molecule: messenger RNA, 654 nt
Organism: Cylindrotheca closterium
Lineage: Eukaryota; Bacillariophyta; Bacillariophyceae; Bacillariales; Bacillariaceae
Source: the annotation of a GenBank genome assembly